AUGAGCGCAGAGUUCAAGAAGGAUGCAGCGAACCAUAUUCUUGAACAAUUACACGAAACAGAAGUCUUCAAAUUCAUUCAGAGCCUUAUUAGAGAAUCUGUGCUGAGAAUCCUUCGUCCGGAAGCGGCACUGCAAGUCAAGAAGCUCAGUGACCAAGAUCUAAUUUGUCAUUCUAUGAUCUACCACUUUCUCAACAGCAGCGGCUAUAAAGCUGCAGCGGAAGUUAUGCAAGCAGAAUGCUAUGAGAAGUUCCUGACAAGAGAUUACCUACAUCAGACCAUAGAAUCGUAUGAAGAUGAUUCAGUAACGAAAAGUCUAGCGAAGUUCCAAGCGAAAGCAGGCCUGCCGUUGAAGAGAGCGAUUGUGAAGACAAAUGAGACACCUCCCUUGAACAUUUUUAAACCCAAACCGGACGGAGAGUUUGAAGAUACAAAAGAAUCACUGAGAGGAUCUGUCAUGGAAUUUGCCAAAGAAUCGGUGGAGAAGAAGCAGGAGCUGAGACAACAAGAAGAAGAGGAAGUAAGCGAUGAAGAGGUGGAAGGUGAAGAUGAAGAGGAGUCUGGCAGUGAGGAGAAGUCAUCAUCGUCUUCAACAACUGCGGAAUCCGAACCGCCUUCACAUUUACCACCACUAACUGGAUCUCGUCCUAAACCUCAGCUGACAUCUAUAAAAUCAAUAGAUUUUGACAUACCACAGCUGGAAAAAAGUCCUUCCACUCAAUCAGUGGAAACUCCAAUAGCAUCACCUAGCCCCAUUCCGGCCACAACAUCGACGAAUGAGAAAGGAGAGACAGAAAAAAAGCCUCCAGAUGACGUUGAAGAACUCAGCGAAAUAGAAUCUCUUACUGGUAUUGACCAACUUUUGGAAUCGGAUCGGUCUGGUAGCAUUUCAUUCUAA
Molecule: messenger RNA, 897 nt
Organism: Cylicocyclus nassatus
Lineage: Eukaryota; Metazoa; Nematoda; Chromadorea; Rhabditida; Strongylidae
Source: the annotation of a GenBank genome assembly